This is a messenger RNA of Zingiber officinale, 1175 nucleotides long. RefSeq names its product probable phytol kinase, chloroplastic. Gene Ontology annotation, cellular component: chloroplast. NCBI's taxonomy places the organism in Eukaryota, Viridiplantae, Streptophyta, Magnoliopsida, Zingiberales, Zingiberaceae. The transcript is spliced from 6 exons. Bases 107 to 1072 code for a protein of 321 amino acids. Gene Ontology annotation, biological process: vitamin E biosynthetic process. Gene Ontology annotation, molecular function: phytol kinase activity. The record is from RefSeq and is a predicted model, not a curated record.
CCUAUGAUUGAGGCUUUGCGAUGCGUGCGUGCCGCUUCGGCCCCAGCGCCCGCUGCUCCGCUGUUCUUGUAGCUCCAGUGUUCGACGAACUGCCCGGCCGCGCCGCAUGGGAGGAGCAGCGUUCCGGAGCGCCGCCACCGCCGUAUUUUCCUCCUCCUCCUCCUCCUCCUCCUCCUCCUCCAUGGCCGGGAGGAUGCGGCGUGUAUGGACCCUUUCCCCGGCUGGGCUUCCCUUGGCCCUUUCCAACUCCGCUUGGCCAUCCCCUUUCCCCAGAAGCUUCACUCUCGUCGCCUCCCCGCCGCCGCUCUCCUCCCCCACUCACCUGCGCCUUCGAGGCCGAGCGGUCGCCCGAGCGCUGCUUCAGGACGCCGCUGCCACGAUCUUCUCCUUCUCCGGCGCUUACUCCCUCGUGCGCUCCAUCGAUGCCCUAACAGAGCGGAACCUCAUCCAAAAGAGCUUGAGCAGGAAGAUCGUUCAUGUAUUGUCUGGGCUCCUAUACAUGUCCACUUGGCCAUUUUUCAGCACAUCAGCAGCAGCACGAUAUUUUGCUGCAGUUGUUCCUUUUUUGAACUGCAUUAGGCUAUUAAGCUACGGCCUCAGAAUUUUCACUGAUGAAAGUCUAGUUAAGUCCAUCUCGAGGGAAGGAAAACCAGAAGAAUUGCUCCGAGGCCCACUGUAUUUCGUCAUCAUACUGUUGCUCUGUGUUCUUGUGUUUUGGCGUGAUUCUCCCGUUGGAAUUGUAUCGUUGGCAAUGAUGAGCGGCGGUGAUGGGUUUGCCGAUAUAGUCGGCAGAAGGUACGGCACGACCAAGCUUCCUUAUAAUCAGGAGAAAAGCUGGGCCGGAAGCAUUUCCAUGUUUGCAUUUGGCUUCCUCAUCUCUGUCGGGAUGCUCUACUACUUCUCAGCUUUCGGAUACUUCCAUUUUGAUCAGCCGGAGAUGGUAGCGAGAGUCGCAUUGAUCUCUCUAGCAGCCACAGUGGUGGAGUCUCUUCCCAUUAGCCAUGUCGUCGACGACAAUAUCUCUGUUCCGCUAACAAGCAUGUUGUCUGCUCUCCUUCUUUUUGGACCAUGAACUCAUCCGUAAUCUGUGUGUUUGAACAUGGCUAGAUGAGAUUGUAAAGAAAAAUUUGAAUUUUAGUUAAAAUAUAUUAAUAUUUUUAGUUUACAAUGUCAAA